Messenger RNA from Fusarium keratoplasticum, 1995 nucleotides. RefSeq names its product HET domain-containing protein. Lineage: Eukaryota; Fungi; Ascomycota; Sordariomycetes; Hypocreales; Nectriaceae. The coding region runs from base 1 to 1995 and encodes 664 amino acids. The record is from RefSeq and is a predicted model, not a curated record. The transcript is spliced from 2 exons.
AUGCUCUCAGUACCCUGCAAGAUAUGCCUCGGCUUCGACGAGAGCCUGCUCCAACCGCCCUCGAGAACACGCUGCACCCUUGAUGAACUAUGCAACUCCGCGCCGACAUGUUCUACCUGCGCCAUCAUUCUUAGGGCAGUUAAGCAUUGUUUUCCAGAGAUUCUCUUGGCGACAUUUUAUUUCGCCCUCUCCUUCUCUCGAUAUAACGGCCGUCAUCUACAGAACCCUAGCGAGACAUUUAGCGUGACCGUCUCUGUUGAGGAGGAUGUCGUCGAGGAGGAUCUGCCGAAGGAGUUGGUGGGACAAAUGUUUCGGGAUCGUGAGCUUCAUAUAUACACUGCCAAAGGAAAGCCUUGUUCCUGGUCAGUGUUUGAAGAAGGACCGGUGAUUCCUUCUAAGCCCCAGGAGCUUGCGAACCAAGCCAGGAAGUGGAUUAACGACUGCGACAAGAUUCACACGGGCUGUAGAAGGUCUAAAGAGAACAUGCUGCCGAGAAGAGUUGUCCAGAUUACCCAAGACCCAGGGGCAGCAUCAUGCAGAGCUCGCCUUUACGAGACGUCACCUGGCGAAAGGGGAUCUUAUGCCUGCCUCAGCCAUUGCUGGGGUAAACACCAGAUAAUCAGAACGACCAAGGACAACUUUAACCACCACGGGAAAGAAAUUCCCUGGGAUGAGCUAUCGACUACCUUUGAGGACGCUAUCGAAUUUUCACACUACCUUGGUCUUGAAUUCAUCUGGAUCGACUCUUUGUGUAUUAUCCAAGAUGAUACACCAGAUUGGGAGAGAGAAGCCGUCAAGAUGGCAGAAUACUACGCUAACGCUGACGUUACGUUGGCAGCCACUGCACCACCGGACGGCACGGUAGGGUUCUAUCCUCAUCGACUCACACGAGAUGAACCUCUUGAUAUACAAGGCGUGGACAAGCAAGAACGACCGUACCACCUCGUUGUGAAGACUCACAUGAGGCAUCCCUACGAAUCCAAUCGCGAUGAAACCUUUAACGGGGGCACCUACGAGUUUCCACUUAUGACCCGAGGAUGGGUACACCAAGAACAUGUCCUCUCCCAGAGAUUCCUUCACUUCGGUCCGAGGGAGCUCGUGUGGGAGUGUCAGUCGCUAACGACGUGCCAAUGUGGAGGAACACCCGCAAGACCAACUGUUCGCGAGAGGACGACUCAACUCCUUAGUGUUUCGAAACCUAGCCUAGAUCUAGGAGAUCCAAUUGUCGUGCUCAAAUUAUGGUAUCAGAAUCUUAGGAGCAUCACGUCCCUGGAUCUUACAUAUAUCCAAGACAGACUCGCAGUCAUGGCUGGCAUUGCAUCGCAGCUCAGCAAGGGGAGAAAAGGGCGCUAUCUGGCUGGUCUGUGGGAGGACUCCCUCGUCUCUGAUCUAUGCUGGCAGACCUUUGGCGACGAGAGGGAGAGGCCAGAGGCGUUAAAGAGCGUGCCGACGUGGUCGUGGGGUUCUGUUUCGGGACCCAUCGCCGGCCCGUGGGAUCGUGUCCACAGGACGACUUUUACAGUCAAGGUUGUUGACAUUGACUGCAAACUCAAUGGACCUACAUUUCUCGGUCGCCUGGAUCACGGAAUACUAACCUUGGAGGGCUACGUAGCUCGGGUAAAGAUAUUUCCUCGCGGAGGACGUGGGCAAGGGUUUCCGAGAAUCCAGUUCACAAACGGAGAGUGUCGUUCCUCCAGUCCAUACAAGUUCCAGUUCCAACCCGACGUGGAAGACUGGACGAUGAAGACUCCAGAUUCUCAAGUGCUGGCUGUGGAGAUGGGAAAGACUAUCGAGGACGGGCAAACCCAGGAGGCGAAUUACUUGAUCCUGCAGCCCGCCGAAAGAGGCGGCGGUUUAUUUGAACGGGUUGGAAAGGUUUGGGCGGCAGCAGUAGGAAUCGGCUCGAAGGGGACGAGGGAGGAGCUAGGCCAUGAGAUGUCAUUCCCUGGCUAUUUCGCAGACGAAGCUGUUGUUGAAAAGGUCCGAAUAUGUUGA